Messenger RNA from Belonocnema kinseyi, 938 nucleotides. RefSeq lists its product as uncharacterized. The record is from RefSeq and is a predicted model, not a curated record. The transcript has 4 exons. Lineage: Eukaryota; Metazoa; Arthropoda; Insecta; Hymenoptera; Cynipidae. Bases 33 to 587 code for a protein of 184 amino acids.
ACAUUUACGAAUUUAACCCUUCGAUAGGAACAAUGAUGAUUUUGGUUGAAUCAUUGCUGCUUACUAUUGCGAUUUUUUUGCUUGAUUCUGUUGAACUAAAACCCAGUUAUACUGGAGGUUAUCCUGGAGGUUAUCCUGGAAGUUAUCCUGGAGGUUAUCCUAUCGGAGGAAAUGUUCGGUGGUAUAACCCUGAGACUGACAGACCAGCGAACGGACCUGCGCUCACACCCUUUGGUUGUCCAACAGGUUACGUCUUUGCAGAUGGCCAUCUACAGAUUGAAGAAACAAGUUCUGAAGGAAAAAUAAUGCGGUAUUAUGAUUCGAGAAAUGGUAGACCAGCGUACGGACCUGUUCUUACACCCGAGGGUGAGAAGACCGGCUACUAUUUAGAAAACGGCUAUGUAAAAUAUGCAAGCCCAGUACGAACCAUAUCAGCAAGUCCAGCAAGAAGCUCACCGCAAGCCUCAUCUAGCACCUCAUCACAAACCUCAUCACGCAGUUCAUCACCACAAGGCGAACAGAGUAUGAGCGUACGAAGAUACAAAUGUCACAAAAAGCAUGGUCUUAACUCAUGCUGUACACUGUAAUAGCAUUCAACUAUCAAAUGCCUCAAAUUUGGCUCAGCCCUUCACCUAAAACCUAAUUAGAUCCUGGAGGACCGUCAAAACCACCUCAAAGCAGAAACUCCCUGCAAGCAGGCCAAGCAACUAGUUCAUCAGGCCCAUCACCCUAUUAUCUAAAUGUAUUGAAAAUAUAAUGACAAUUCAAGAGAGUACCAAAUUUUUCUAAAUAAAAUCUGAAAGUACAUUCAUCCUGUGGAACAUGCUAUUCCUAGGUAAGCUAGGAAGUCCCUCACGCAACCUAUAAAUAUGAUUGACCAACAAAAUAAACAUACGAUAUAUAUGUAAUAUUCCUGAAUAAACACUGAACACCAACUG